Aspergillus aculeatinus CBS 121060 is the source of this 492-nucleotide messenger RNA. RefSeq lists its product as uncharacterized. The record is from RefSeq and is a predicted model, not a curated record. The annotation marks the transcript as partial. Gene Ontology annotation, cellular component: membrane. Lineage: Eukaryota; Fungi; Ascomycota; Eurotiomycetes; Eurotiales; Aspergillaceae. The transcript has 2 exons.
UCCCUCCUGACCACGCUUGGUCUCCGCGCGACUCCCUCCUCACCCACCCCCAACCACGCAGCAGGGUAUAUCAUCGGCAACUGGUUCCUCGCCCACGGAAUACUCAACCCCCGAGCAGCCAUACGACGACUCGGGCAAGACCACAAUAAUGCUCCACGCGAGAAUCUGCUCAAAUACGGCGAAGCAGCCGUGCAAGCCGGCAAGAUCACCCGAGGCCAACUGAACCGACUCAAACGGCGGGAAGCUGCCUACGAGAAUGUCAUCGAGGGGUUUCCGCUAUUUAUCGCCGGGGUCCUUCUCGCCCUUCACGCAGGUGUCCCGACCGAGAUAAUCAACUGGAUUGGGUUGUGGUUCUCGGUGAUGCGGGUGGCAUAUGCAACCGCGGCCGUGGCGAUUGAAUCGGAACCACUGAACUUUGUGCCGUCGCUGCUGUGGUGGUUGGGCAACGUGAGUUGCUUCACAGCGUUGAUGUUGGCCGGGAAGAGGCUGUGA